AUGAUGAUUUUUGGUCUUAUGACUAUUCAAAAUGCAAAUCGAUCACGUGCGAUUCAAGUAGUAGCUUCACGUUAUAAUCGUACUGAACACCAACUGGCUCGAAUGCUUCUUCUUCAAGUCAGUGUACAUGUUUUUCUCACUUUACCAUCAAGUGUUACUUAUUUGAUGGCAGCUUUACCAAACAAAAUUCAAACUACAUCUACUUUCUCCUUUAUAUCUAUAAUUUGUCAAUUACUUUUUAACUGUUCUUAUAUCACAUCCUUCUUUUUAUAUCUUUUGUCUGGUCGUAUCUAUAGAAAAGAACUUAGUCAAUUGAUGUACAAAACAUUUAAAAUCCGUUAUGGCAAUCGUGUUAAAUCUUUAACAAAUCACAACACCAUCUUAUCAAUCGCAUCAUUAACUAAUCCACGACCAGCAAUUUAA
This is a messenger RNA of Rotaria sp. Silwood1, 423 nucleotides long. Lineage: Eukaryota; Metazoa; Rotifera; Eurotatoria; Philodinida; Philodinidae. The record is from the annotation of a GenBank genome assembly.